AAAUAUGAUGCAGCAUGUAUAACAUUUAUUUCAUUCGCUAUUCACUAAAAUGGAACCACCGCAAAUCCAUAACCCGGGCGGCGAAACGCCCCGAAACCCGCCGGAAACGGGUAAUCGGAGCUCCAUUCCGACUCCAUCACACGUGGUACAGACGGUGAAGCAAAACCUAGUCUUCAGGUCAAAAUGGGCGGAGCUGAACGGCGCCAUGGGAGACUUGGGCACAUACAUACCCAUAGUUCUCGCCCUAACUCUAGCCAAAAACCUCGAUCUCGGCACAACUUUGAUCUUCAACGGCGUCUAUAAUUUCAUCACCGGCGCAAUCUACGGCGUCCCCAUGCCCGUCCAGCCGAUGAAAUCAAUCGCCGCCGUCGCCAUUUCGAACCCCACCUUCGGAAUCCCCGAGGUCAUGGCCGCCGGAAUUUGCACCGGCGCAAUCCUCUUCUUAUUGGGCGCCACCGGUUUGAUGAAGCUCGUGUACAAAUUCAUUCCGAUCUCCGUCGUCCGCGGAAUCCAGCUGGCGCAGGGUUUGUCGUUCGCCAUGACUGCCGUUAAGUACAUCAGAAAUGUGCAGAAUUUUUCGAAGUCGAAAACUGCCGGCGAACGCCCUUGGAUUGGGCUUGAUGGACUGCUUUUAGCCCUAAUUUGUGCGUGUUUCAUCGUAAUCGUAAACGGCUCCGGCGAAGAAACCGACGAAGAUCAGAUAAUCAAUGAUCGGAGGGCUGAUACAAAUAGUACGAGUAGGUGGAGAAAGUUGAGGAAAAUCAUUUCUUCUCUUCCGUCAGCAUUUAUAAUAUUCUUGCUUGGAGUUGUUUUAGCUUUCGUACGAGGGCCUAAUGUUGUAAAAGGGUUCAAAUUCGGGCCAUCGUCUAUGAAAAUCAUCAAGAUUUCUAACCAAGCAUGGAAAGACGGGUUCGUAAAGGGAACAAUCCCUCAACUCCCGUUAUCAAUACUAAACUCGGUAAUCGCGGUCUGCAAAUUAUCGACCGAUCUUUUUCCGGAUAAGGAAGUUUCUGCCACGUCGGUUUCGAUCACCGUUGGACUAAUGAAUCUAAUCGGGUGCUGGUUUGGUGCGAUGCCCACUUGCCACGGGGCGGGCGGGUUGGCCGGACAGUACAAAUUUGGGGGGAGGACAGGUGGCAGCGUGGCGUUGCUCGGUGUGGCGAAGUUGGUUUUGGGGUUGGUUUUGGGGAGUUCGUUGGUGAAGAUUUUGGAUGAGUUUCCGGUUGGUGUUUUGGGGGUUUUGUUGCUGUUUGCUGGGAUUGAAUUGGCUAUGUGCUCGAGGGAUGUGAAUUCGAAGGAGGAGGCUUUUGUGAUGCUUAUUUGUACGGCGGUUUCGUUGGUUGGAUCGAGCGCUGCUCUUGGAUUUCUGUGUGGGAUGGUUGUGCAUUUGCUUUUGAGGUUGAGGAAAAUGGGGGAAGGACAACGAUCUUGUUCCACAUUUUGGUUUCAUCGGAAUUAAUUCAUAAGGAGUUUUUUUUUUUUAAAUCUUUAAAUAAAUUUCCAUGCUUCUUCGAUUUGUUUGUUAUUGUGUUGUUUGUCGAUAUUCUCGAGUGUUUGUUGUUAUGUCAUUUUACAUUGGUGUUCAUGAAUUGUUUGUAAGAAGAAAAAAAAAACAAGAAAAUGUGUCCUGUUCUUUCUUGUUUUUUUUUUUUUCUCGAAAAGUCGAUGAACUUGGAGAAACUCUUUCAUUUGUUAUGGUAAAGAAAAUCAGAACAAACAUUUGAUGUUACAUAAAGCACA
This is a messenger RNA of Erythranthe guttata (spotted monkey flower), 1740 nucleotides long. RefSeq names its product molybdate transporter 1. NCBI's taxonomy places the organism in Eukaryota, Viridiplantae, Streptophyta, Magnoliopsida, Lamiales, Phrymaceae. The record is from RefSeq and is a predicted model, not a curated record. Gene Ontology annotation, molecular function: molybdate ion transmembrane transporter activity. Gene Ontology annotation, biological process: molybdate ion transport.